AUGGACGUGGACGUGGACGUGGACAUGGACGUGGACGUGGACGUGGACGUGGACGUGGACGUGGACGUGGACGUGGACGUGGACAUGGACGUGGACGUGGACGUGGACGUGGACGUGGACCUGGACGUGGACGUGGACGUGGACAUGGACGUGGACGUGGACGUGGACGUGGACGUGGACAUGGACAUGGACGUGGACGUGGACGUGGACGUGGACGUGGUCGUGGACGUGGACGUGGACGUGGACGUGGACAUGGACGUGGACGUGGACGUGGAGGACUGGACGGACUUGGACGUGGACAUGGACGUGGACGUGGACGUGGACGUGAACGUGGACGUGGACAUGGACGUGGACAUGGACGUGGACAUGGACGUGGACGUGGACAUGGACGUGGACAUGGACGUGGACGUGGACAUGGACGUGGACGUGGACGUGGACAUGGACGUGGACGUGGACGUGGACGUGGACGUGGACGUGGACGUGGACGUGGACAUGGACGUGGACGUGGACGUGGACGUGGACGUGGACAUGGACGUGGACGUGGACGUGGAAGUGGACGUGGACGUGGACGUGGACGUGGACAUGGACGUGGAGGACUUGGACGUGGACGUGGACAUGGACGUGGACGUGGACGUGGACAUGGACGUGGACGUGGACGUGGACGUGGACGUGGACGUGGACGUGGACGUGGACGUGGACAUGGACGUGGACGUGGACGUGGACAUGGACGUGGACGUGGACAUGGACGUGGACAUGGACGUGGACAUGGACGUGGACGUGAACGUGGACGUGGACAUGGACGUGGACGUGGACAUGGAUGUGGAUAUGGACGUGGACAUGGACGUGGACGUGGACGUGGACGUGGACAUGGACGUGGACGUGGACGUGGACGUGGACGUGGACAUGGACGUGGACGUGGACGUGGACGUGGACAUGGACGUGGAGAUGGACGUGGACGUGGACAUGGACGUGGACAUGGACGUGGACGUGGACGUGGACGUGGACAUGGACGUGGACGUGGACGUGGGCGUGGACAUGGACGUGGACGUGGACGUGGACAUGGACGUGGACGUGGACGUGGACCUGGACGUGGACGUGGACGUGGACGUGGACGUGGACAUGGACGUGGACGUGGACGUGGACGUGGACGUGGACGUGGACGUGGACAUGGACGUGGACAUGGACGUGGACGUGGACGUGGACGUGGACGUGGACAUGGACAUGGACGUGGACGUGGACGUGACGGACUUGGACGUGGACAUGGACGUGGACGUGGACGUGGACGUAGACGUGGACGUGGAGGUGGACGUGGACGUGGACGUGGACGUGGAGGACUUGGACAUGGACAUGGACGUGGACGUGGAGGACUUGGACGUGGACAUGGACGUGGACGUGGACGUGGACGUGAACGUGGACGUGGACAUGGACGAGGACAUGGACGUGGACAUGGACGUGGACGUGGACGUGGACGUGGACGUGGACGUGGACAUGGACGUGGACGUGGACGUGGACAUGGACAUGGACGUGGACAUGGACCUGGACGUGGACGUAGACGUGGACGUGGACGUGGACAUGGACGUGGACGUGGACGUGGACGUGGAUGUGGACGUUGACAUGGACGUGGACAUGGACGUGGACGUGGACGUGGACGUGGACGUGGACAUGGACAUGGUCGUGGACGUGGACGUGGACGUGGACGUGGACGUGGACGUGGACGUGGUCGUGGACGUGGACGUGGACGUGGACGUGGACAUGGACGUGGACGUGGACGUGGAGGACUUGGACGUGGACAUGGACGUGGACGUGGACGUGGACGUGGACGUGGAGGUGGACGUGGACGUGGACGUGGACGUGGAGGACUUGGACAUGGACAUGGACGUGGACGUGGAGGACUUGGACGUGGACAUGACGGUGGACGUGGACGUGGACGUGACCGUGGACGUGGACAUGGACGAGGACAUGGACGUGGACAUGGACGUGGACGUGGACAUGGACGUGGACAUGGACGUGGACGUGGACAUGGACGUGGAUGUGGACGUUGACAUGGACGUGGACGUGGACAUGGACGUGGACGUGGACGUGGACAUGGACGUGGACGUGGACGUGGACGUGGACCUGGACAUGGACGUGGACGUGGACGUGGAAGUGGACGUGGACGUGGACGUGGACGUGGACAUGGACGUGGAGGACUUGGCGUGGACGUGGACAUGGACGUGGACCGUGGACAUGGACGUGGACGUGGACGUGGACGUGGACGUGGACGUGGACGUGGACAUGGACGUGGAGGACUUGGACGUGGACGUGGACAUGGACGUGGACGUGGACAAGGACGUGGACGUGGACGUGGACGUGGACGUGGACGUGGACGUGGACAUGGACGUGGACGUGGACGUGGACAUGGACGUGGACGUGGACAUGGACGUGGACAUGGACGUGGACAUGUACGUGGACGUGGACAUGGACGUGGACGUGGACAUGGACGUGGAUAUGGACGUGGACAUGGUGGUGGACGUGGACGUGGACAUGGACAUGGUCGUGGACGUGGACGUGGACGUGGACGUGGACAUGGACGUGGACGUGGACGUGGACGUGGACAUGGACGUGGAGAUGGACGUGGACGUGGACAUGGACGUGGAGAUGGACGUGGACGUGACCUGGACGUGGACGUGGAUGGACGUGGACGUGGACGUGGACGUGGACGUGGACAUGGACGUGGACGUGGACGUGGACAUGGACGUGGACGUGGACGUGGACCUGGACGUGGACGUGGACGUGGACGUGGACAUGGACGUGGACGUGGACGUGGACGUGGACGUGGACGUGGACGUGGACGUGGACGUGGACGUGGACGUGGACGUGGACAUGGACGUGGACGUGGACGUGGACGUGGACGUGGACAUGGACAUGGUCGUGGACGUGGACGUGGACGUGGACGUGGACGUGGUCGUGGACGUGGACGUGGACGUGGACGUGGACAUGGACGUGGACGUGGACGUGGAGGACUUGGACGUGGACAUGGACGUGGACGUGGACGUGGACGUGGACGUGGACGUGGACGUGGUGGACGUGGACGUGGACGUGGACGUGGAGGACUUGGACAUGGACAUGGACGUGGACGUGGAGGACUUGGACGUGGACAUGGACGUGGACGUGGACGUGGACGUGAACGUGGACGUUGACAUGGACGAGGACAUGGACGUGGACAUGGACGUGGACGUGGACAUGGACGUGGACAUGGACGUGGACGUGGACAUGGACGUGGACGUGGACGUUGACAUGGACGAAGACGUGGACAUGGACGUGGACGUGGACGUGGACAUGGACGUGGACGUGGACGUGGACGUGGACCUGGACAUGGACGUGGACGUGGACGUGGACGUGGACGUGGACGUGGACAUGGACGUGGAGGACUUGGACGUGGACGUGGACAUGGACGUGGACGUGGACAUGGACGUGGACGUGGACGUGGACGUGGACGUGGACGUGGACAUGGGCGUGGACGUGGACGUGGACAUGGACGUGGACGUGGACAUGGACGUGGACAUGGACGUGGACGUGGACAUGGACGUGGACGUGGACGUGGACAUGGACGUGGACAUGGACGUGGACAUGGUGGUGGACGUGGACGUGGACGUGGACAUGGUCGUGGACGUGGACGUGGACGUGGACGAGGACAUGGACAUGGUCGUGGACGUGGACGUGGACAUGGACGUGGACAUGGACGUGGACAUGGACGUGGACGUGGACGUGGACAUGGACGUGGACGUGGACGUGGACGUGGACCUGGACGUGGACAUGGACGUGGACAUGGACGUGGACAUGGACGUGGACGUGGACGUGGACGUGGACAUGGACAUGGACGUGGACAUGGACGUGGACGUGGACGUGGACGUGGACGUGGACGUGGACGUGGACGUGGACAUGGUCGUGGACGUGGACGUGGACGUGGACGUGGACGUGGACGUGGACGUGGACGUGGACGUGGACGUGGACGUGGACUUGGACGUGGACGUGGACGUGGACGUGGACGUGGACGUGGACGUGGACGUGGACGUGGACGUGGACGUGGACAUGGACGUGGACGUGGACGUGGACGUGGACGUGGACGUGGACAUGGACGUGGACGUGGACGUGGACGUGGACGUGGACGUGGACGUGGACGUGGACGUGGACAUGGUCGUGGACGUGGACGUGGACGUGGACGUGGACGUGGACGUUGGACACGUGGACAUGGACGUGGACGUGGACGUGGACAUGGACGUGGACGUGGACGUGGACGUGGACCUGGACAUGGACGUGGACGUGGACGUGGACGUGGACGUGGACGUGGACGUGGACAUGGACGUGGAGGACUUGGACGUGGACGUGGACAUGGACGUGGACGUGGACAUGGUCGUGGACGUGGACGUGGACGUGGACAUGGUCGUGGACGUGGACGUGGACGUGGACGUGGACGGGGACGUGGACGUGGACGUGGACGUGGACGUGGACGUGGACGUGGACGUGGACUUGGACGUGGACGUGGACGUGGACGUGGACGUGGACGUGGACAUGGACGUGGACGUGGACGUGGACGUGGACGUGGACGUGGACGUGGACAUGGACGUGGACGUGGACGUGGACGUGGACGUGGACGUGGACAUGGACGUGGACGUGGACGUGGACGUGGACGUGGACGUGGACGUGGACGUGGACGUGGACAUGGUCGUGGACGUGGACGUGGACGUGGACGUGGACGUGGACGUGGACAUGGACGUUGGACACGUGGACAUGGACGUGGACGUGGACGUGGACAUGGACGUGGACGUGGACGUGGACGUGGACCUGGACAUGGACGUGGACGUGGACGUGGACGUGGACGUGGACGUGGACGUGGACAUGGACGUGGAGGACUUGGACGUGGACGUGGACAUGGACGUGGACGUGGACAUGGACGUGGACGUGGACGUGGACGUGGACGUGGACGUGGACGUGGACAUGGGCGUGGACGUGGACGUGGACAUGGACGUGGACGUGGACAUGGACGUGGACAUGGACGUGGACGUGGACAUGGACGUGGACGUGGACGUGGACAUGGACGUGGACAUGGACGUGGACAUGGUGGUGGACGUGGACGUGGACGUGGACAUGGUCGUGGACGUGGACGUGGACGUGGAUGUGGACAUGGACAUGGUCGUGGACGUGGACGUGGACAUGGACGUGGACAUGGACGUGGACAUGGACGUGGACGUGGACGUGGACAUGGACGUGGACGUGGACGUGGACGUGGACGUGGACAUGGACGUGGACAUGGACGUGGACAUGGACGUGGACAUGGACGUGGACGUGGACGUGGACGUGGACGUGGACAUGGACAUGGACGUGGACAUGGACGUGGACGUGGACGUGGACGUGGACGUGGACUUGGACGUGGACGUGGACGUGGACGUGGACGUGGACGUGGACAUGGACGUGGACGUGGACGUGGACGAGGACGUGGACGUGGACGUGGACAUGGACGUGGACGUGGACGUGGACGUGGACGUGGACAUGGACGUGGACGUGGACGUGGACGUGGACGUGGACGUGGACGUGGACGUGGACGUGGACAUGGUCGUGGACGUGGACGUGGACGUGGACGUGGACGUGGACGUGGACAUGGACGACUUGGACGUGGACAUGGAGGUGGACGUGGACGUGGACGUGGACGUGGACCUGGACGUGGACAUGGACGUGGACGUGGACAUGGACGUGGAUGUGGACGUGGACGUGGACAUGGACGUGGACGUGGACGUGGACAUGGACGUGGACAUGGACGUGGACGAGGACGUGGACGUGGACGUGGACAUGGUCGUGGACGUGGACGUGGAUGUAGACGUGGACGUGGACGUGGUCGUGGACGUGGACGUGGACAUGGACGUGGACGUGGACAUGGACGUGGACGUGGACGUGGAGGACUUGGACGUGGACAUGGAUGUGGACGUGGACGUGGACAUGGACGUGGUCGUGGACGUGGACGUGGACAUGGACGUGGACGUGGACGUGGACGUGGACGUGGACGAGGACAUGGACGUGGACAUGGACGUGGACGUGGACAUGGACGUGGACAUGGACGUGGACGUGGACAUGGACGUGGACGUGGACGUGGACGUUGACAUGGACGUGGACGUGGACAUGGACGUGGACGUGGACGUGGACAUGGACGUGGACGUGGACGUGGACCUGGACCUGGACAUGGACGUGGAAGUGGACGUGGACGUGGAGGACUUGGACGUGGACAUGGACGUGGACGUGGACGUGGACGUGGACGUGGAGGUGGACGUGGACGUGGACGUGGACGUGGAGGACUUGGACAUGGACAUGGACGUGGACGUUGAGGACUUGGACGUGGACAUGGACGUGGACGUGGACGUGGACGUGGACGAGGACAUGGACGUGGACAUGGACGUGGACGUGGACAUGGACGUGGACAUGGACGUGGACGUCGACAUGGACGUGGACGUGGACGUUGACAUGGACGUGGACGUGGACAUGGACGUGGACGUGGACGUGGACAUGGACGUGGACGUGGACGUGGAUGUGGACCUGGACAUGGACGUGGACGUGGACGUCGAAGUGGACGUGGACGUGGACGUGGACGUUGACAUGGACAUGGAGGACUUGGACGUGGACGUGGACAUGGACGUGGACGUGGACAUGGACGUGGACGUGGACGUGGACAUGGACGUGGACAUGGACGUGGACGUGGACGUGGACAUGGACGUGGACAUGGACGUGGACAUGUACGUGGACGUGAACGUGGACGUGGACAUGGACGUGGACGUGGACAUGGACGUGGACAUGGACGUGAACAUGGUGGUGGACAUGGACGUGGACGUGGACAUGGUCGUGGACGUGGACGUGGAUGUGGACGUGGACAUGGACGUGGACGUGGACGUGAACGUGGGCAUGGACGUGGACAUGGACGUGAACGUGGACAUGGACGUGGACAUGGACGUAGACGUGGACGUGGACGUGGAGGUGGACGUGGACAUGGACGUGGACAUGGACGUGGACGUGGACAUGGACGUGGACAUGGACGUGGACGUGGACAUGGACGAGGACGUGGACGUGGGCGUUGACAUGGACAUGGACGUGGACAUGGACGUGGACGUGGACGUGGACAUGGACGUGGACGUGGACGUGGUGCUGGACAUGGACGUGGACGUGGAAGUGGACGUGGACGUGGACGUGGACGUGGACAUGGAUGUGGAGGACUUGGACGUGGACGUGGACAUGGACGUGGACGUGGACAUGGACGUGGACGUGGACGUGGACGUGGACAUGGACGUGGACGUGGACGUGGACAUGGACGUGGACGUGGACGUGGACAUGGACGUGGACGUGGACGUGGACCUAGACGUGGACAUGGACGUGGACGUGGACGUGGACGUGGACGUGGACAUGGACGUGGACAUGGACGUGGACAUGGACAUGGACGUGGACAUGGACGUGGACAUGGACGUGGACGUGGACAUGGACGUGGACAUGGACGUGGACGUGGACGUGGACAUGGACGUGGACGUGGACGUGGCCGUGGACAUGGACGUGGACAUGGACGUGGACAUGGACGUGGAUGUGGACAUGGACGUGGACAUGGACGUGGACGUGGACGUGGACGUGGACAUUGACGUGGACAUGGACGUAGACGUGGACGUGGACGUGGACGUGAACGUGGACGUUGACGUGGACGUGGACGUGGACAUAGACGUGGACGUGGACGUGGACGUGGACAUGGACGUGGACGUGGACGUGGACAUGGUCGUGGACGUGGACGUGGACGUGGACGUGGACGUAGACGUGGACGUGGACGUGGACAUGGACGUGGACGUGGACGUGGACAUGGACUUGGACGUGGACGUGGACGUGGACGUGGACGUGGACGUGGACGUGGACAUGGACGUGGACAUGGACGUGGACGUGGACAUGGACGUAGACAUGGACGUGGACGUGGACGUGGACGUGGACGUGGACAUGGACGUGGACAUGGACGUGGACGUGGACAUGGACAUGGACGUGGACGUGGACGUGGACAUGGACGUGGACAUGGACGUGGACGUGGACUUGGACGUGGACGUGGACAUGGACGUGGACAUGGACGUGGACAUGGACGUGGACGUGGACAUGGACGUGGACAUGGACGUGGACGUGGACAUGGACGUGGACGUGGACGUGGACGUGGACGUGGACAUGGACGUGGACAUGGACGUGGACGUGGACAUGGACGAGGACAUGGACGUGGACAUGGACGUGGACGUGGACAUGGACGUGGACGUGGACGUGGACAUGGACAUGGACGUGGACGUGGACAUGGACGACUUGGACGUCCACAUGGACAUGGUCGUGGACGUGGACGUGGACGUGGACAUGGACGUGGACAUGGACGUGGACGUGGACGUGGACAUGGAUGUGGACGUGGACGUGGAGGUGGACGUGGACAUGGACGUGGACAUGGACGUGGACGUGGACAUGGACGUGGACGUGGACGUGGACAUGGAGGUGGACGUGGAGGUGGACGUGGACAUGGACGUGGACGUGGACGUGGACAUGGACGUGGACGUCGACAUGGACGUGGACGUUGACGUGGCCGUGGACAUGGACGUGGACAUGGACGUGGACAUGGACGUGGACAUGGACGUGGACGUGGACGUUGACGUGGACAUGGACUUGGACGUGGACGUGGACGUGGACAUGGACGUGGACGUGGACGUGGACAUGGAAGUGGACGUGGACGUGGACCUGGACGUGGACGUGGACGUGGACGUGGACCUGUACGUGGACAUGGACGUGGACGUGGACGUGGAUGUGGACGUGGAUGUGGACGUGGACAUGGAUGUGGACAUGGACGUGGACGUGGACGUGGACGUGGACGUGGACAUGGUCGUGGACGUGGACGUGGACGUGGACGUGGACGUGGACGUGGUCGUGGACGUGGACGUGGUCGUGGACGUGGACGUGGACGUGGACAUGGACGUGGACGUGGACGUGGAGGACUUGGACGUGGACAUGGACGUGGACGUGGACGUGGACGUGGUUGUGGACGUGGACGUGGACGUGGACGUGGACGUGGACGUGGACGUGGAGGACUUGGACAUAGACAUGGACGUAGACGUGGAGGACUUGGACGUGGACAUGGACGUGGACAUGGACGUGGACGUGGACGUGGACGUGGACGUGGACGAGGACAUGGACGUGGACAUGGACGUGGACGUGGACAUGGACGUGGACAUGGACGUGGACGUGGACAUGGACGAGGACGUGGACGUGGACGUUGACAUGGACAUGGACGUGGACAUGGACGUGGACGUGGACGUGGACAUGGACGUGGACGUGGACGUGGACGUGGACCUGGACAUGGACGUGGACGUGGACGUGGAAGUGGACGUGGACGUGGACGUGGACAUGGAUGUGGAGGACUUGGACGUGGACGUGGACAUGGACGUGGACGUGGACAUGGACGUGGACGUGGACGUGGACGUGGACGUGGACAUGGACGUGGACGUGGACGUGGACAUGGACGUGGACGUGGACGUGGACAUGGACGUGGACGUGGACGUGGACGUGGACGUGGACAUGGACGUGGACGUGGACGUGGACGUGGACAUGGACAUGGACGUGGACAUGGACGUGGACAUGGACGUGGACAUGGACGUGGACGUGGACAUGGACGUGGACAUGGACGUGGACGUGGACGUGGACAUGGACGUGGACGUGGACGUGGCCGUGGACAUGGACGUGGACAUGGAUGUGGACAUGGACGUGGAUGUGGACAUGGACGUGGACAUGGACGUGGACGUGGACGUGGACAUUGACGUGGACAUGGACGUAGAUGUGGACGUGGACGUGGACAUGGACGUAGACGUGGACGUGGACAUGGACGUGGACGUGGACGUGGAGGACUUGGACGUGGACAUGGACGUGGACGUGGACGUGGAUAUGGUCGUGGACGUGGACGUGGACGUGGACAUGGACGUAGACGUGGACGUGGACAUGGACGUGGACGUGGACGUGGACGUGGACAUGGACGUGGACAUGGACGUGGACGUGGACGUGGACGUGGACAUGGAGUGGACGUGGACGUGA
Closterium sp. NIES-65 is the source of this 10101-nucleotide messenger RNA. NCBI's taxonomy places the organism in Eukaryota, Viridiplantae, Streptophyta, Zygnematophyceae, Desmidiales, Closteriaceae. The record is from the annotation of a GenBank genome assembly.